Rosa rugosa (rugosa rose) is the source of this 5828-nucleotide messenger RNA. RefSeq lists its product as uncharacterized. The transcript has 2 exons. The coding region runs from base 1033 to 2157 and encodes 374 amino acids. NCBI's taxonomy places the organism in Eukaryota, Viridiplantae, Streptophyta, Magnoliopsida, Rosales, Rosaceae. The record is from RefSeq and is a predicted model, not a curated record.
CCUAGAAAGUGUUGAAGGAUAUCGACAUAAUGUGUGCCUCUACAAACUAGGGUUUGUUGUAGAGUUGUAAUAGGAGUAGUUAUAGAUUCCCUAAUUAUGUUUGGACUCUAUUACCUUUACGGUACUUUGUAAUUCCCUAUAUAUAGGGCUCCUAUUAUCAAUAAUACACACAACUAUUUCUACACAAUUCUAUUAUCCUACAACACGUUAUCAGCACGAGUUCUAACCCUAGCUUCAGAAAAGAAAAGAAAAAAACCUAGAACUUCCUCUCUGCCGCCAACCCAAAACAAAACAAAAAAAAAAAAAUCUCCAUUCCGGCCUGCCUCAGCCUCACCUCAUCUCAUCUCACCUCACCGGCCGAACCUGCAAACCCAGCAGCCCAGCCCGGCCGGCCUCCUCCCCAGCGCCCCCGCGCCCAGACGCCUGCGGCUCAGCACACCAGCCUCACCCCAGCAGCCCACUGCAGCCCCUGCUGCCUGCACUGCUUCCUGCGCGCUGCUGCCUCCCUGCCAGCACACCACAGCCUCCCUGCCACUGCGCUGCUCCUGCUGCACGUCCCUGCCAGCCUACCGCGACCCCGCAGCCCGCUCAGCAGCCCUGCAGUACGCUGCGACCCCGAGCACCGCUAAGCAGCCCCGCAACCCCGAGCACCAGUACGCUGCUUCCCUGCACCCAUACCACCAGCGAACUGCAGCAGCGACCCACUAGCAGCACCGCCUCCGAUUUGCACCACCAGCAGCAGCCCAGUCCGCCUGCAGCCUAGGAGGAAGAAGAACGAACGAAAGAAAGAAGAAGAAGACCGAAAAAAAAAAAUAAUAAAAAAAAGAGAAGGGCUGGGCCCGAAAAAAAAAAAAGAAAAAAAGGGAAAGGGUUGGGCCCGGAAAGAAAAAAAAAAAGGAGAAAGAAGAAAAAAAAAAGGGGAAGGGAGAAGGGCAGCCCACCAACUGCCAUUUCCGACCAGAUUCCAGCGAUCUUAUUUUAGCUACACGCCUGCAUCAACACGCGCGUGUCUUCAAGCCAAGAACAAUCACGAUGUCGAAUGAACCUAGACUCGACUUUCCCAUGCUUGACUCAACAGGCUCAGAUUACCACAGUUGGGUAACCGAUGUUGAGAACCAUCUCACUUCAAAGGGAAUAUUACCCAUAAUCCAGGCACCUAACCCGGAUCUUGUGUUCAUCAGAACAUCUGCAAAGAAUGCUCAAGCAGUUAUCUUGAUGCGACGUCAUAUGGACAAAGCACUCAGAUUGGAGUAUAUGUCGAUCAAGGAUGCAAGAGAGCUAUGGGUAGCGCUAGAAGAGCGUUUUGGCAAUGUCCAAGAUUCCCUCCUCCCUGACUUGAAAGUUCAAUGGAACAAUCUGCGCUUUGCUGACUUCAAGUCUGUUGCUGAAUAUAAUUCAGAGGCUCUUCGCUUACAAUCCAUGUUGCGAUUCUGUGGACAACCUGUCACAGAGCAAGAGCUAAUUGAGAAAACUCUCUCCACCUUCCCCGUCUCAGCCAUUGUGGUAUCAAAGCAAUACCGUACUGAGGUUAAUGCUGGACGGAUCACGAGGUUUCAUCAGCUUAUCAAUAUCAUAUCUGUAGCUGAGAAACAUGAUAACAUACUCGUGAGAAAUUAUAAUUCAAGGCCCAUUGGAACUAAGAGCGUUCAUGAGGCGAAUUAUAAUGCACCCAAAAGAGGGCGCAAGGAGCGAAACCCUAAUGAGGGACAUGAAGGACGUAUGGGUCCAUAUAACCGCCCUAAUAAGGAAGGAAACCGCAAGUUUGGUGCGGAUACACGUGGUGGCAAUGUCACACGUGGGGGAGAUGGUCGUGGUCGUGGUCAUGGUGGUUGCGCCAUGGCUCGUGGUGGAGGUACCAUGGGUCGUGGUGGUGGCACCAACCCUCCUAGGGAACGCCCACAACGUGCACAACGUGCACCUCAAUUAAAGGGAGGCAACCGCAAUGAUGAGUGUCAUCGAUGUGGAUCAAUUGAGCAUUGGUUCAAGCAAUGCAAGGCAAGUGAGGAACUAGCUGCAAGAUACAGGGCAUAUAGGGACCUGAGAGAGCAAGAAGUGUACCUUGCAGAAGAAGAAGAAGAUGGUGGAGAUGUCAAUCUCACCAUAGAGGACUUCAAAGCUGAAGAUGAAGUGCACAUGGAUGCAACAGACUUUGAUUAGAUUAGUCCUUUUUAUUUUUCCAAGAACUUUUGUAAUGGCAAUUUGCCUUAGUCAAUAAAUGACAAUUGUAUUAACUCUUUCUUAUGUGGCGGACCCAAUAAAAUGUGAUGUCUAGGAAAGUCAUUGAGAUUAUUGGUACUUAAGAGAGCCUCGCUCCACCAACAUCUCUCUCUACUUCCCUGGUCAUAUUUGAUUGGAGUUACCAAACGGAUAGAGUGACUACAAUGUGUCUUACUUUGAUUUUAUUUUGGAUUAGACUUUGGAAACUUUGAUGUAAUCAUUGGCUAUUAAUAAAGUGUCAAUUCUUUUACUUAAUGUCUUGGACAUACAUUAAUUCGAACUUUAUUAUAUAAGAGCCAAUGUUUUUCAUGUGGAAACACAUUAUGAGAAUGGACAGAGUUCCUUUGCAUCACCUCUAAUGACUACGAACGUAAACGAGUAUUAGAGAAACUUAUGUGUCGCUCUAGUGGGUUGUAUGCAACCACUAUUUGAGUUAUUGAAUCCAACUAUGUCAUGAGAGACGACUUAUGGGAUUUUGGCACAUAUAGGCUUUGACAUGAUGAUCCGUGUAUUAAAGACUUUACACAGACAUCCAUUUUCAGAACGAAGAAAAGUAAGAACCAAGAAUUGGUUCGAGGAGCUGCACAUGCGCCUCAUGGCGUCAUGAUUGUGCAAAGACAGGCCAUACAUGGCCAGUGCCGCCUACCCCCUGCGGCAAAUACAUGGCAUUGACGCCAUAAACUCCUCUCUCUACUUCUCAAGUCUAUUGUGACAUUAUGGCUUAACCAAAACCUUCAUUGGUUGAUUAUAAAGCCCAUGUUUCGUUCUGUAAAGCCUGUUAUUUAGGAUUGAGACCAUCCUAUGCAAAGGAGAUUGAGGAAAUAAUUCCAUUCUUACAAAGAAUCCAAGGGAAUUCUAUGGAUUUGAUCAACCAACUUGCGGACCAUAUAGAUGUUUUAUGGUGUUGGUUGAUACGCAAACACGCUGGUCACGUGUUGUGCCAUUAUCCACUCGUAAUGCUGCUUAUACUACACUCCUAGCACAUAACAUAUGGCUACGGGCUCACUACCCAGAUCAUCCCAUUCAGUCAAUUUGACCUGAUAAUGUUAGAGAGUUUACAUCGACAGUUUUCGAUGACUAUUGCAUAUCAUUGGGUAUUGAUAUCAAGUAUCAUAUUCCCAUGUACACACCCAAUUGAUCUCGCGGAAAAGCCACCAUUAAACGACUACAAUGGUAGCCCGGACAUUGGUAAUGCGCACCAAUAUUUCCGCUUGGGUUAUGCAAUAUCGCAUGCAGCUAUGCUAAUUCGUCUACGACUCAUAGCAGCCACUCAACUUUUAUUUGCGUUACAGCUAGUGACUGGGUUCGAGUCUAAUAUCUCGUAUUUAUGCAUAUUUGAGUGUGCGAUUCAUGUGCCAAUUGCGCCGCCACAGCGCAUCAACAUGAGUCAUUGCAACGAAUGCAUAUAUAUAUAUAUAUAUAUUUGUUGGACAUGAGUCUCCAACUGUAAGUCCGCUAUGUAGAACCCUUGACAGGCGAUCUCUAUUUCGCUGGAUUUGCGAAUUGUCACUUUGAUGAGACAGUCUUCCCGUCGUUAGGGGGAGAUUAGAACGUCAAUGUUCAACAGGAACGACAGGAAUUGUCGUGGUCUGUCCCCACUAUGUCUCAUCUUGAUCCCCUAAAAGUGACGAGAUCACAUAUACUUGCUGCAAACAUGCCUGCAAGGAUUGAUGUCCCCACAAGAGGACAUGGUGCCACCCAGAGAAGAUGGGUACUGCACCACUACCAUGGAUGGUAAUAUGGUGACGCCACAAGGUGGCAUAAUGGCGUCAUAGGCCAUGGGUUCCGCUAGAGAGCGUAGGAGACCCAUAGGUUCGAUGGAUUCUCUUCCUAAGAAGAGAGCGAGUUUGGCACAACUUGAUCCAUUGAUCAUUGAUACUCAAAAUCCAUCUCAUGAGAAUAUUUUGGAUUGUGGUUAUGUCCAAGAGACAUCGUUGGGGGACGCCUCAAUGUUAGAACCAAUUCCUGAGAAUAUAGAGAUCUCUACGAACUACACUAGUGUACAUGAGGACGUGGAAUUAUUGAGACCAAUGACAUCGAACCUUACUCCGUUGAAGAAUGCCAACGUAGAGAAAAUUGGCCUAAAUGGAAAGAUGCGAUCCAGGUUGAAUUGGAUUCACUAACGAAGAGGAAGGAUUUCGGGCCUGAGAUGCCAACACCUCCUAACAUAAAACCUGUUGACAUUAAUAGGUCUUCGUUAGAUAGCGUGAUGAGAGAAAGAGAUGGCAAUCUCGCCUUAUGGCGCAAGGUUUCUCACAACGCCCUGGAAUCGACUACGAGAAGACAUAUUCUCUCGUAAUGGAUGUCAUUGCACUCCACUACCUUGUCAGUUUGGUAGUUUCCAAAUAACUGAACAUGCAGCUUACGAAUGUGGUCACUACGUAUUUCUAUGGGGAUCUAGAUACGGAAUAUAAUGAAGGUUCUUGUGGACUUUGUUUACCCAAGUCAAGUGGCUCUAGACCACGGAGCGCAUUUGCAACGAGGUUGAAAUGCUCACUAAAAUGACUACUUGAUUGGGAAGGGAUAUGAUGAACUAUGCCCACGCGUUUCCAUGACAAGUUCCGGAUUUGCAAUUGUCGCGGUUUAUGUUGAUAAACAUAAUUGGAACCCUUGUGAGUUAAGGAAAACCGCUGAACACCUGAAAUCCGAGUUUGAGGGGAAGGACCUUGGGAGAACACGGUUUUGUAUACCGUGUCAAUAGAUGCUUAGACAUUUUUGAUAAAGUCAAAGAUGCACCAUGGUCGUCCGUAGUCUUGGCCCUAAAAUGGAUCCGUUUCGUCCCAGGGAUGAUGACGAAGACGUGUUAAUAGCAGGAAUGCUUACUCAUGUACAAUAGGCGCAUUAUUGUACUUAGCACAAUACAAGACCGGACACCUCAAUUGUUAUGAACUUGUUGGCUAGAUGUAGCCAUGCGCCAACGCAACGCCAUUGGACUGGUAUAAAAACAAUCUUUCAAUACUUGAGAUGUACGAUUGAUAUGGGCUUGUUCUAUCCCUACAGAGAAAAGAGAUGACGGAAGUGUGGGAUCGGACCCCACAAGGCAAAAUGCCACCUUCCGUGCUCCUCAUCCCCUCCAUCAAAAUGACAACAAGCACUUCUAAAUAUUGAAGUGAACCAUAUCCAAUCAGAGGAUAAUGUAGCGGACUUAUUUACUAAGUCGUUACCAAAAUCCACCUUCGAGAAACAUGUGAAGAGCAUCGGAUUGAGAAAGUUAUCCGAACUCCCAUGAUUGUAGCAAUCAGGGGGAGAUAUUGACAUCAGGGGGAGGCAUGAUGUCUACAUGUUCGAUCUCGAAGAGUGAAGGACGUGUUGUGCUCUUUUUGUCCUUCGACCAGGGUUAUUUUUGUCCCACAGGGUUUUUGUUACCUGGCAAGGUUUUUAACGAGGCAACAAUCAAAGCGUCAUCACCAAGUUUGAGCGGCACAAGGGGGAGUGUUGAAGGAUAUCGACAUAAUGUGUGCCUCUACAAACUAGGGUUUGUUGUAGAGUUGUAAUAGGAGUAGUUAUAGAUUCCCUAAUUAUGUUUGGACUCUAUUACCUUUACGGUACUUUGUAAUUCCCUAUAUAUAGGGCUCCUAUUAUCAAUAAUACACACAACUAUUUCUACACAA